AUGAAUGGACUUCGGUUCUUCACAAGGCUCUAUUCUAAUGGACCAGCAAGACGGCCGAAUAGGAGAACAAAGCAACCAGCAGAACCGCCGUUUCAACAACAAUUUCAACAACAGCCGCAAACUUCAUCGCCUGCUUCAACCGCACUACUAUAUAUGGUUGGAGGCUAUUUGGCCGUCAUCAAUGCUGCAAGUUUUGGCCUCUUUUGGUACGACAAGGAGAUGGCCAGAGCAAAAAAAUGGAGAGUUCCUGAGAAAACAUUACAGCUCUCAGCACUCGCUGGCGGUUGGAUCGGAGGCAUGUUUGCGAUGACGACAUUCAAGCACAAGACUGUUAAAACCGAGUUCAGAAUACCCUACUUCAUCUGCACUGGAUUGAACAUGAUAAUGUUAACCGGCCUGGCUUACACGUAUCGACGGCAUCCAGCUCUACUCAAAUACUUGGGCCACUUAUGA
Molecule: messenger RNA, 453 nt
Organism: Synchytrium microbalum
Lineage: Eukaryota; Fungi; Chytridiomycota; Chytridiomycetes; Synchytriales; Synchytriaceae
Exons: 3
Coding region: 1-453 (150 amino acids)
Source: RefSeq, a predicted model, not a curated record